Molecule: messenger RNA, 3890 nt
Organism: Bemisia tabaci
Lineage: Eukaryota; Metazoa; Arthropoda; Insecta; Hemiptera; Aleyrodidae
Gene: ldbr
Product: lariat debranching enzyme
Biological process (GO): mRNA splicing, via spliceosome
Cellular component (GO): nucleus
Molecular function (GO): RNA lariat debranching enzyme activity
Source: RefSeq, a predicted model, not a curated record
CAAUAACAACAACCCGGUUACCUCCAGAUUUUUCUUAAGUUUUAUGAAAUAUAAUUCAUUACAUAUUCACUUUAACUUUAGCUAUAGUGAGUUUGCAAGGCUUUUCUUCAUUUGACUUGAGUGAUUGAACCAUUUGCUAAGUGAAUCAAGAUAAUGUUAGUCGCAGUAGUUGGUUGUUUGCACGGUGAACUGGACAAUGUGUAUGAAAAUAUCAAGAAGACGGAAGAGAAAGAAGGAAAGAAAAUAGAUCUUUUAAUUUGUUGCGGUGAUUUUCAAGCUACGCGGAAUAUACAAGAUCUCCGAUGCAUGGCUGUUCCUGCUAAAUAUCAGAAUAUGUGUUCGUUUUACAAGUAUUACUCUGGAGAAAAGUUAGCUCCUGUCCUGACCAUAUUUGUUGGUGGGAACCACGAAGCUUCCAAUUACCUGCAAGAGCUACCUUAUGGAGGAUGGGUUGCGCCUAACGUAUUCUAUCUAGGGUAUGCAGGGGUUGUUAGGUUUGGUGGAUUGAGGAUUGGAGGAAUUUCUGGGAUAUCCAAGGGUGCAGAUUACAUGAAGGGUCAUUUUGAGAAGCCACCGUAUACAGAGCAAACCAAAAGAAGUGUCUACCAUGUCAGAAACUUGGAAGUGUUUCGAAUGAAACAGCUCUCUUCGUCUCUUGAUAUUAUGAUCUCUCAUGAUUGGCCGAAAGGAAUUUGGGAGCAUGGAAACAGAAAUCAACUGCUACGACAUAAACCUUUUUUCAGGGAUGACAUGGAUAAUGAUAAAUUGGGCAGUGAGCCAUGUAGGGAACUGUUGGAUCAUUUGAAGCCGUCCUAUUGGUUAGCAGCUCAUUUACAUACUAAAUUUGUGGCAUUAGUUCCCCAUGUUGAGAAAAAGGAUGAAAAUAUAGACGAACCUGGUCCUAUAAAAUCAACUCGAUUUCUUGCUUUAGAUAAAUGUCUGAAAAGAAAAAGAUAUUUGCAGUUAUUAGAAAUAGCCAGUGAUGAAAGCAAAGCAAAGGUUCUCGAAUAUGACUUAGAAUGGCUGACAAUUUUGUUUUUAACAAAUCACCUGCUGAGUGUUGAAAAAUCCUACCAGUACAUGCCUGGUCCCUGUAAAACUGAGAGGUGGAUUUUUAAACCCAGCCAAGAAGAAAUGGACCUAGUUUUACAAAAAUUCAAUGGUGACCUCACAGUUCCAAGCAAUUUCGUUAGAACCGCAGCUGCUUACUCCAGCCAUAAUCAAACCAGCACUCCCCAGAGAAGUUCUUCUUUAUGUGUGGUUAAUCCUCAAACGACAUCUUUUUGUUCUAAAUUGUGCAUAGAUGACCCACUCGUCUUGUUGAAUGGAGAUGAUUUUGUCCCUUUGACCGAAACACCCUUUGAAUCACCAAGUGUACCUGCAGAAGUCUUUAUUCCCACUUUUGAAUCACCAAGUGUACCUGCAGAAGUCUCUAUCCCCACUUUCGAAUCACCCUCAUUGAGUAUCAGUUUACCAAAGCCAAAAUACGAUGAUUCUCAAACUUCUCUCACGGAUUAUUCUGAACUUUUUGAAACAGCAGUCUCAGACGAUUCUCAGAAUGUCAUCUCUAAUCUCUCGUUCAAUAAUCAAAAUACUCAAGAAUCUCUACUGGAUUCUGAGAGAGAUAUAUCUGUUGCUACCCAGGAUAGCUCAGCAAUCUCUGUCUCCCAAGUAGAAUCCUUAACUGUAUCUGAAGAUGUACCAGGAAAACCUGAUAAUAUACUUGAUGAAGAGUCUGACCUCAAUAGUUCUUUACCGACAAAAAAGAAAUUCAAACGAAGGAAUCAGUCAAUGUAUGCUGUGAGUACUGAUGAUACUUCAAAUUAGUAAUUGAUUUAACAAGUACGAAAGCAGAUCCAUUAAAAAGCUUGUAGCAGAAAUGCGAUUGAGCGGAGCACUAGACAUGAUGCGAAGUUAAGCAUUAUGAUUUCUCAUCAAAAUUUCACGUAAAACCCGAUUUGUGCCAAAAAUAUUAUUGAAAGAAACUCCUUACCAAGAUAAUAAUGUUUUUUGAUGCAUAAAUACAAACUUUUCAGUCAUGAAAAAUCCAUAAUCUACUUGAAUUAAAUCGCACAUUAAACGUUACUGUAACAGUCUCUAUGGUAUGAGAAUAUGGUAGCCUCAAUCUGGGAGCUUCGGCUUAGCUGUUGCUUGUUGUUAACUCUUUGAACAACACAGGGCAGAGAAGGAACACUGCUGGAUCAAGAAACCUGUCGAAACCGCUGUAAUGUGCAAUUUGAUUCACCGAGGCCCUGAUCUUUCUUGCAUGCAGGAAAUUCAAAUCUUUUAUAACAAGCGCUAAAUCAAAACGUCACUAUCUUGGUUAGGAUCGACUCAUGGACCAUUUCGUCGUAGGAGUUAAUGUCAGUAAUUUUUAUUGCGCUAGCUAUGUUUUUGUGAAAUUUUGAAGAGAAAACAUACAUCAGAAUGCUUAAACUUGUACUGUGAUUGCUGGUUCAUCAAAGAAUCUAGUAGUUCAGAAACUAAUACGUUUUUAGAACCGGAUGAAUGUCAAGUUUCUAUGUCCAGCAACUGUAAAGGUAAACCUGUUGACAAAUUACAGAAAAACACAGCGCAUUAUGUCAUCUUGUGUCUAUGCAUAGGCACAGUGAUUUCUUUGUCUUUAGUCUCAUCAGUACUACGCAGCUAACAUUCAUCAUCAAAGUUUCUCCAUGUAACACAUCUUUAUCAAUACAUAUACAUAUGUAGGCUGGAAAAACUUUACAUUUCGAUAUAUCGAAACGUUCUUUACUACUAUGCUCCUUUUCGAGCUACCAUUUAGGCAGGAUUUUUUGACCCAGUCUGUUUAUCUUUGCAGGCUUCAUUAUCAUUAGUUUUGACUCAACAAAAUCAAUCAUAUUGCAGAACCAUUAGAUAUCUUUGUCGGUACUCUUUCUGUUUAAAAAAAAAAAAAAAAAAAAAAAAAAAAAAAAAAAAAAAAAAAACAAUACAGAAGAAGUUCAGCAUGAAUACUUUCUUUUAAUUGGCAUCGAGUGAACCAAUCAACAGUGAAACUCCCAGACCAUGUAUCUUGGUUUGCAACAUUGCAAACUCCCUGUAUUAUUUUAUUUUUCAAAUGAAAAACUACUCGAUGUCAAUGGUUUAAAACUUCUUCUCUUAAACUUUUUCCUCUCUAAGUGAAGAAAAUUCUAUAAAAACUUCAAAGAUUAAUGUUGAUUUGGUCUCUAUCAAAAAAAUAAAAAGGGAGCGGAGAUUUGUAAACACUGCGAACAAGAUACUUGAUUUUGGAAUUUCAUUGUCAAAAUUAAGCCCCCAUUAGUGUUUUAAUUGAGAGAAAAAUUUGACCAUGUUCACAUUUUAUAGAUUCUCUGACUUUUCUAUCUUAAAGCUUAUGUUUUAUGGUUCACCAGUUAACAGUUUAUUAUUGAAAUUGAAAUGAGCCAACAAAGUUGCAUGCAUUUUAAAGCAUCUCGAUUAUUGUAAAGUGAAGGUAACGAGUUAUGUUCUUGUUGAUUAUUUUUACAAUAUUGUUAUUCAUAUUUGUCACCUGUGAUUUAGUAUAUCAUUUUUGUUGCAAUGAACGGGAUCUUAAAAUUUGACUCAAUUUGCAACAGUAAGUGAUUUAGUCGAUGGUUUUAUUAUCAUAAAAGUUUAGCCUCUAAAUUUUUAAAUCAUCGAUUCUUUUUCUUAUUCAUAAAAAGAAUAUACCACUGUGAUCUGCAUGUUUAAUGCUUCAUCACCAGCAAGAAUUAUGAGUGCCUGUUAAACAUUGUAUGAUUCUAGCCAACGGAUAACUAAAUCUUCUGAUACCUGAAAUUCCAUGGCAGCAAUCUCAGUGCUUGGUUAGAACUGCAGAUGCGCAUCCUUAGAACUGAAAGAGGAAUUUGCCACAACAGAAAUAUCAUUUUUACCACGGGAAAAUAUAUAUA